Letharia lupina is the source of this 588-nucleotide messenger RNA. RefSeq lists its product as uncharacterized. The transcript has 2 exons. The record is from RefSeq and is a predicted model, not a curated record. The coding region runs from base 1 to 588 and encodes 195 amino acids. Lineage: Eukaryota; Fungi; Ascomycota; Lecanoromycetes; Lecanorales; Parmeliaceae.
AUGGCUGCUCCGGUAUCUACCACGCUCGCUUCUUUGAAGCUGCUUCCAACCAAGACGGAAUUCACGAUCUAUACGGAUUACUGCAACAGCAACGCUACACUGGUACCUCUGGAAAGUUGUACGAGCAGAAGCAUUAGCACCUUCAGUGUGGACUGUCCUCAGCUCAACGGCACAAGCGAUACCGGCUACAUCACGAGCUGGGGAACCUCUGUGCCCUCCACCACUUCACCAUCUACAUCCUCUGUACCCGUACCUCCGACUUCGUCCUCGCAGCAAACUCUUGCAACGGACAUACCAUCUACAUCCUUCGUACCGGAAUCGCAGGCUCCAACCUCGCAGCCAAAUCCUGCAACGGGUAUACCCCGUCCUACCCAAUCUUCCUCCACCACUUUUCCACCCUCACCCUCAUCCUCACAAGGUCAAAAAGGAAGCGGUAACGAUGGCGGACUGAGCGGUCCUUCGACCAUCGCCAUCGGUGUGGUCUUGCCCGGCGUCGGUGUCAUUGUCGCGAUCAUCAUCGGAAUAGUGGGCUUCAAAAGGCACAGAAGAGCACCGCGAGCGCUGCCGACUAGGCGUUGGAGUACCUAG